This is a messenger RNA of Exserohilum turcica Et28A, 603 nucleotides long. RefSeq lists its product as uncharacterized. The record is from RefSeq and is a predicted model, not a curated record. NCBI's taxonomy places the organism in Eukaryota, Fungi, Ascomycota, Dothideomycetes, Pleosporales, Pleosporaceae. The coding region runs from base 1 to 603 and encodes 200 amino acids. The transcript has a single exon. Gene Ontology annotation, cellular component: cytoplasm; exon-exon junction complex. Gene Ontology annotation, molecular function: RNA binding. Gene Ontology annotation, biological process: exon-exon junction complex disassembly.
AUGCCUUCAGCAGCCACCCCCACCAUCUCCAAGGCUGGCAUCACGACCUCAGCUACUGGCGAGCGCCAUAUCCCGUCUUCAGUCCGCUCUGACGGCUCCAUACGCAAAGAAAUCAAGGUCCGCCCAGGCUACCGCCCACCCGAAGAUGUCGAGCUCUACAAGAACCGCACGGCUGAGGGCUUCCGAAACCGCGGCAAGGGUCCAGUACCAGGCGCCGAGGGCCUGAGUAAAGGGGAAGAUGCCAACAAACCAAGCCCCGCUGCAAACAAGAACGCCAAGCGAAGGGAGGCCAGGAAGAAGGCAGCAGCUUCUGCUGGUGACGGCAAGGAAGAGCCCACGGACAAGCCUGCUGAAAACAAGGAAACUACGGAUGUGAAGCCUGAGCCUGAGAAGCCGGUGGACCCCGAGGCUGAGAGGGAGAAGGAAGCCAAGAAGCUCGCGAAAAAGCUCAGGCAAGCACGAGAGCUCAAGGACAAGAAGGAAAAGGGCGACAAGCUGCUCCCAGAGCAGUUUGAAAAGGUCAUCAAGAUCAACGAGCUGAUUCGUCAGCUGGAGAACCUCGGCUUUGAUGCGCAGGGAGAGAAGAAGAAGAGCGAGACCUGA